AUUAUAUCAUUCACGUAAUAUCGGCUUGUACCAUCAUUCAUUUUCUCGCAAACGAAUCCAUCUCUCUCUCCCCGCAUGCAUGGGUUCAACCUUAUGCUGCCUUCGCGUACCGGACAAGAAACACGGCGGAGACACGGCUAUGAUGGCGGCUACCAGUGACCAGAAACCGUUUCCGGCCACCGGGGAGGAGUUCCUAUCGGACGCGAGCACUUUCUCAGUGGAGGAACAAGCGCGGCUGCUGAAGGCGGCCAGGCGGCAGGAGCGAAGGCUCGGCCAUGAAGCCGAGCAAGUCAUGAAAUGGGUCAAACAAGAAUCAGCCAGAUUUGACCAAGUCCACGGUUUGACCAAGUCUUGAGCUUUCUAUUUCUUACGCAACAAAGGAUGCAAAAUCUGUAAUAUGAACACUCUGAACUGUACUGAACAUAACCAUGGGGAUAAUUUCUUGUCCGAAAGUAUGAAGAUCAUCCGCAACGAUUUCCAUAACUUAAGGUGAUCCUCCAUUUAUUACAUACACCUGGAUUCACCCACAGGUUAUUACAUCACAGGACACAACAGGAAAACAGAAA
Molecule: messenger RNA, 566 nt
Organism: Tarenaya hassleriana
Lineage: Eukaryota; Viridiplantae; Streptophyta; Magnoliopsida; Brassicales; Cleomaceae
Exons: 1
Coding region: 80-355 (91 amino acids)
Source: RefSeq, a predicted model, not a curated record